AUGCAGACGGGCAAGCUGUCGGCGGCGAGUGGGCGUUUUUCGCGCAGAAGCUCGGUCGCGCGUGGUGGCGUGAAGAAGCCUGGUGUUGGGUACGAUGUCGAGUCCGACACGGUCACCAACGAGACUGUCGACGCCACCGGCGGCAGGCCCGUCUGGCUGCUGCUCCUGACCCUCUGCCUCGGCAAUGCUGGAGAGUCAGUCGAGGUGAUGAAGGGAGGAUUUAUGCUUCCGCGAGCGACGGAUGACGCAGCGGGCAUGACGAUGAUCUCGACCGGCAUUUUCGUCGGUAUGUUUAUCGGCGGCUUCAUCAGUGGUGCCGUUGCGGAUACGCUCGGCCGGGUGUUUGCGAUGAAGUGGGCUCUCAUUCUCGCGUGCCUCGCCGCGGCGCCGAACAUUAUGGCGCUCGUGGUCUGUCGCGUCCUCUCUGGCACUGGUGUGGGCGCGGCGACGCCUCCUCUCUUUGCCCUUGCGACAGAGUACGCCCCUCCCGGCAAGUCCGGUCCGGCCAUAUCUCUGGUUGCGUCUUUCUGGAUGGUCGGCUCGAUCUUUGCGGCUUGGGUUGCUCUCAUCAUGAUCGGGGAGCCAGAGCACGACUGGCCAACUUGGCCUUCCGACCUCAGCGGCCUCGAGGGCGCGCGCCGACUCUCGGGCGGUGGUGGCGGAGCAGCUGCUGCGGCGAGUUACACCCUUCCCGCGGACUGGGUUCCAGAUCCUGAGUGGGAUGCUCCCUGGCGGAAGUACGCCCUGGCGUGCGCGUCCGUUCCCAUCUUCGCCACCGUCCUCGUGAUCUGUGCCUUGCCUCCUGACGGCACCGGCGUCGAUGCUGAGGACGCCGAACCGCCGCAAAGCUUUGGAGGGCUGUGCUCCGACCUGAUGAAGAACCACGGCAGCUCGCUAUUCCUGCUCUGCGUUGUCUGGUUUGGGCUCAACUUUGGCUCGUAUGGGUUGUCAUCAUGGAUUACCGUGCUGCUGAAUGCAGGAGUCGACGACGCAUACUUUGUCUCGCUACUCUACGCCUUUGCCAUGCUUCCCGGAAACCUUAUCUCCAUCUUUGGCAUCGACAUCAUCGGUCGCAAGCUGCUGCUUAUGCUGACCAUGGGCCUCUCCGCUCUUUCGGCCAUUGCGCUCGGUAUGGUCGACUCCAGCAACAAGAGCAUGGUCAUCCUCGCCGCUUGCACGUUCUCUGGAGCCAGCAACGGAGGCUGGAACGCCCUCGAGGUCCUCUCAACCGAAUCGUUCCCGACCGAGGUCCGCGCGUUCUCCUUCUCGAUCCUCGCAGCUUCGGGGCGGAUCGCCUCGAUGAUCGCGCAGAUUGUCAACGGUGCACUCAUGUCCAGCCCGCUCAAGCUCCUCUCAGUCACUGCCACCUUCAUGACGGUCGGCUGUGGCGCCGCGCUCUUCCUCAAGCCGGGGGCCUAUGCUCACUGA
Emiliania huxleyi CCMP1516 is the source of this 1428-nucleotide messenger RNA. RefSeq lists its product as hypothetical. Bases 1 to 1428 code for a protein of 475 amino acids. The transcript has 5 exons. The record is from RefSeq and is a predicted model, not a curated record. NCBI's taxonomy places the organism in Eukaryota, Haptophyta, Isochrysidales, Noelaerhabdaceae. Gene Ontology annotation, cellular component: membrane. Gene Ontology annotation, biological process: transmembrane transport. Gene Ontology annotation, molecular function: transmembrane transporter activity.